Toxotes jaculatrix (banded archerfish) is the source of this 2219-nucleotide messenger RNA. Its product is annotated as discoidin, CUB and LCCL domain-containing protein 1. The record is from RefSeq and is a predicted model, not a curated record. The coding region runs from base 48 to 2084 and encodes 678 amino acids. The transcript is spliced from 16 exons. NCBI's taxonomy places the organism in Eukaryota, Metazoa, Chordata, Actinopteri, Toxotidae.
GCCUGCGGGGCUUGCACCUUACUUUUCCACGCAGAGCUCUGGAAAUCAUGCUUGCAAAGUGUGAAAACAUCGGUGAUGCUGUGAAGUCUCUUAUUACCGGUUUCUGGAUCACAUUUAGCGUCUGUUCCGUAGUUGUUCGCGGGCAGGAGGGUAAUGGCUGUGGACAUACACUGCUGGGCACAGAGUCCGGCACCUUGGCCUCUCAGAACUAUCCAGGCACCUACCCCAGUAACACUUGGUGUAAGUGGAGGCUUCGUGUGCCAGAAGGCCGCACGCUGCGACUGCUGUUUGGGGAUUUUGACGUUGAGAGCAGUCCGGGCUGCAGCAAUGGCUCUCUUGUGAUCACAGAAAAAAAUGGAGAGCGCAGUUUGGGUGUUCAGUGUGGACAGCAAGGUCCUGUGUGUGGGAAGCUUGAUGCUUCACAGAAGAAUGUGACACUUAAAAGCAAUGAAGUGACAGUAACCUUCAAGUCAGGUCCACACCGCUCUGGACGAGGGUUUCUACUGUCCUAUACCACAGACCAGUAUCCAGACCUCGUUUCUUGUUUACAACGAGGAUCUCAUUUCAGCUCGCAGCAUUUGAGUGUGUACUGCCCUGCUGGAUGUAAGAAUGUCACAGGGGACGUGUGGGGGAACUCUGAACAGGGUUACAGAGAUACCUCAGUGCUGUGCAAGUCUGCGGUCCAUGCUGGAGCUGUGUCUGAUAAUAUGGGAGGUCGUGUCACUGUGACCCGUGGGAGAAGUCUGACACUCUAUGAAUCCACCUUUGCUAAUGGAAUCCUUUCUAAAAUGGGAUCGUUAUCUGAAAAGAAGCUGCUCUUCAGCAAAGAAUGCAACAACAUCCUGGCUGUUUCUGGUUUUAAUGCCUCAUCUUUCUGGAACAAAAACAGUCGAGAGCACAGAAUGUUCUGGUCCUCCAGAAACAUGGAUUCUAGCCAUGAGUUCCUACCCUGGGAGGCAGACAGUAAUGAUUCCAACCCGUGGGUGGAGCUGGAGCUGAGUGAUAGAAGCACUAUCACAGGAAUAAUAACAACGGGCUCAAAUGAGUACUACACAGAAUCCUACAUUCUUAGUUUCAGCAAGGACAGAAAGAACUGGAAGCUUUACAAAGGUGCCCUCAGCAAAGAAAAAAAGGUGUUUCAGGCCUAUACCGAUGGCCACCUCAGGGUUCUCAACAGCUUAUUUCCUCCUGUUGUGGCUCGGUUUGUUCGGCUACAGCCGCUGAACUGGCACGGCAGAGCUUCAGCUCAGGUCCAAGUCCUGGGUUGUCCUGUUGCGAAGGUCACGCCAAGGUCCCGCUCACCUAGCGAAUCUCUGCGAACCAUUGUUAAUGUGGGUACACUGCUUCCAAGCACCUCUCCCACCCCCACAGAGGGCCCAGUGUUGGUGGAGACAAGACUGAGCACCAGUCAGCCAGUGAUAGUGGCAGUGGGAGUGGUCCUGGGGUUGAUAAUGUGCGGCAGCUGUUUGUUGGCUGGAGUCUGGUGGAAGAGAAGAAAAAAAGACUCACAAAUGAAGUACUCCUUACCCACAAGUUGUCAGAGUUUCCAGGCAAAGAGUCUCCCCUGCCCUCCAUCAGAGCUUAUCUCCUACCCUCUAGAGCGAAAUGUCCACGACGCUCUGCCCAGCCCUCCUCUGAAUGACUAUGCAGAGCCUGCUGUUACAGCUAUUGGACAGAAGGUUGGGUCGACAUUCAGACCCUCCACAGAUGAGGGCUACACCACCCCCUUCAUCCUGAACCAUUAUGACACCCCUGGCAACCUGCCAGAGUAUGCUGAGCCACUUCCCCCAGAACCAGAGUAUGCCACCCCAUUCAGUGAGCAGCCCUCUGAGUCCAGCCUGCCCAGUUUGAUGGGGACGCUUCACAGCAACGCACACGAACCUCCUAUACCAGCACUUGCCGGUGGUGCCAGGAAGACAUCCAGCCACGCUCAGUAUGACUGCCCCUCACACAGAAUGCUGUCCAACGGCUACUGCACUCCUGCUCUACAUGCCAGUGGGCCACGACCAGUCAGUGUGGUUUACGCUGAGCCCAAGUCAUGUGACUCUUUACUGCAGAAGCACACAUACGAGGAGCCUUUGUGAGCACAGCAAACUCAGAUGCAGAGAAAAAAUAGUCUCUUGAGUUAGAAUGUGCCUUGGGACCAGAGGACGUGGACACUAAGCUGGACAGUGCGGUCCAGAGUGUACUAAUGCAGACAGAGGUGAACUUCUAGUGAG